ACUGCUGUCACUCCGCCACCUUCCAUGUCCCUUCAAUCGGCUUGUUUCCCCCACGACCGUCCUCUGCGGCUGUCCAAGCAGUGGGUCCGAUUACGACGCUAACACUGGAGCUGUAAAAUUAUUCAAUUGGGGCUCCGGUAAAGCGCCGCAGAAAGCUGACCAGCCCGCACCAGUGUGAUCUCUUGCAACUGUCUCGGAAACACCUCAGUUUCGGAGAAAGUGCAAUCGGAUAGGCCAAACACCACUGCCACAGCCGCCGCUCAUCCUUCCAAUAACAAAUCGCCCAAAUCGAAGCAGAAUGGUGCAAAAUAAGAUCACCGAAGUCACUGGAUUCCACCGCUCAUUUAAGGGCCAAAAUCCUUUUGAGACAGAUGACUUCACCAAAAAUGGAUCUCAUCUCAUUGAUUCAUCAUUUGAUUUUGAUUCCUCCCCAAGGCAUGUGUCUAUUGUGACAGAUAUACCUUCCAGCCAGCCCAUAGACAUCCCUGAUGCCAAGAAGAGAAGCAAGAAGAAGAAGCGUUGCAGGGCAACAGACAGUUUCUCUGGGCGAUUUGAAGAUGUAUACAGACUGCAGGAUGAAGUACUGGGAGAGGGUGCCUAUGCCAGGGUGCAAACAUGCAUCAACCUUAUAACCAACAAAGAGUAUGCUGUCAAGAUAAUUGAAAAAAGACCAGGCCACAGCCGCAGCCGUGUCUUUCGUGAGGUCGAAAUGCUCUACCAGUGCCAGGGCCACAGUAAUAUCCUGGAAUUGGUGGAGUUCUUUGAAGAGGAAGACAAAUUCUAUCUGGUGUUUGAAAAGCUCAGAGGAGGGUCCAUUUUGGCACACAUUCACAAGAGGCAGCACUUCAGUGAGCAGGAAGCUCGAGUUGUCGUGCAGGACAUUGCUCGAGCUCUGGAUUUCCUGCAUAACAAGGGAAUGGCACACAGAGACCUCAAACCUGAAAACAUCCUCUGUGAAAGUGCAGACAAGAUUUCCCCGGUUAAAAUCUGUGACUUUGACCUGGGCAGUGGUAUCAAACUGAACAGUGACAGCUCACCCAUCUCCACCCCUGAACUCCUCACACCCUGUGGCUCUGCAGAGUACAUGGCACCCGAGGUGGUCGAGGCCUUCAGCGAGGAGGCCACCAUUUAUGACAAGCGCUGUGACCUCUGGAGCCUGGGAGUCAUCCUAUACAUCAUGCUGAGUGGUUACGCGCCCUUUGUAGGCCACUGCGGGCGUGACUGUGGCUGGGAAUUGGGGGAACCCUGCCACAGAUGCCAGAAUACCCUGUUUGAAAGUAUUCAGGAAGGAAAGUAUGAGUUUCCUGACAAAGACUGGGCUCAUAUCGCCUCAAGUGCCAAAGACCUGAUAUCCAGACUACUGGUUCGGGAUGCCAAAAAUCGCCUUAGCGCUAGCCAGGUGCUGCAGCACCCCUGGGUGCAAGGGGGUGCAUCUGACACUCUGCCUACACCGGUGUUUCAUCAGAGAAGCAGCAAUGCGAGGGAUCUGACAUUCUUUGCAGACAAGGCCAUGGCUGUGAACCGGCAGCUGGCUGAACAGGAUGGCAUGGAGGAGCAGCAUCAGCUGGAGACCCCCUUUGUGGUCACUGCUGCCGGCUCCUCCAUGCGUCUCUCUCCUCCUUCCAACUCGAAGCUGGCCAAGCGAAGGCAGCGCAGCAGCCAGCCCAAGGGCGGCCCCGUCUCCGCUGCCGAGCUUCGUCAGCUCUUGGCCCCUCUUGUUAUUGUAGGGGACUGUGCCUGAAUUUUGUCAACGUUGGCUCCAGAUCUUCUGCGAAGACCUGCUCCUCUCCUUGCCUGUCUUUGACUCUCGCUGGCCUUGGUCCCUGGCCAUUCAGGCUCUUUCUGAGUUUGCUGUAUGGGGAGACCACAGAUCUUCUUCUAAAUGCCUUUUGACCUUCUGCAGCACUUCUGAAGCACAUCAGCCCAGGGCCUGCAAAUGCAGAUUCACGUCCAGGUUAUUGGGGAGGGAGGUUAAGAGAGAGUUAGUUUUAUAAGCCCCACCCACCCCCCUUCUCUCAACACUUAUGUUUAAAACUAAGCUCAGACACCAAAGGACAACCUCUCAUGCUGCUCCCACGUUACAACUGGAUCCACUGUGAAUUAAGUUGUCUGGAAUGUUCUCUUUGCCUGUAUGUGUAUGCAUGAAUGGUCAAUCUGUACAUGCAUACAAGAUUAUGCAAUAUGCCAAGAUGAAGGUGUACAUAGGGGGGUGGAAGAGCUGUAAGCCAAUGCUGUCUGUGCCUGGUGCCAUUAUUGUGUGGCUGGGGAAUCUUUCAAGCUAUUUAUUAUUUUUAUUUUUUUUUGGUUCUCCACGCAAAUAAUUUUGGAAUCGAUUUGUCUCAGUGGCUACGCAAUCAAAGCUCCAAGAGCAGAGAAUGUCUGUAUACUGCCAGCCAUGAUGUGAUUAGUGCAGUGAUUUAUACAGUUUGGCUCAAUGCUGUAAGGAUCAGUUGCCAUACUGUUGAGUAUCACAGGUCAAAAUUAUUACUAUCUGGUUGCCCCCGUAAAUGACUAUGCAAUCUUGAACAAUGUCUGAAUAAUAAUCAAGAGUAAAAAUUUUUUUUUUUUUUUUUUUGAAGAAUUUACGAUGUCCCACAGCCACACCCAGUGCUUACAGUUUUUCAGUUUUGUAUUUUUUGUAUAUGUAAAUCAAUGUAUGCCUCAGCGCUAACCUUGAUAUUUUUGGCACUAAAAGUUAGAAUUCCCUCAUGCAGGGUUUGAAAAGCACAGUUUGGCCGAUGUGACCUUGUCAUUCGAUUGAAUACACUUAUUUGGACCAUCAGCAUUUUUAAUGCUGAUGUCUCAUUUUUAAUGAGACAUCUAUUUCCAAAUAUUUACAUAAUUGAAGACAGUCACCCCCCGCCCCCCACAGACUAAAAAAAGAAAAAAAACAAAAAAAAAGGAAAAACAUUCCACAAAAACAAACAAAAAAAGUCUUCCACAAAUGUGUAGCUGUAUAUGUUUACCUUAUGUUUUUCAUGUUAAAAACUCCAUGUGAAUGUGCCACUUUUUUCUUUCAUUUUUUUGAAUGGAUUUUUUUUUUCUACUUGGUGAUUUGUCAUGGAGGCGCGGUUGAGUUCAGGUGAAACACCGGCUGGUUUCCUAUGUUGGUUUACGGUAUGUUAAGUUGUGUGAAAGUCGGCAGAAGUUUUAGUUGAGCUGGAGCGUUCUUGCCCAGACAGUGAUUUUGUUUUGUUUUUAUGUUCACAAGUUGGCAAUAAUUCUUUUCUUCUCGAAUGAAGUAAAUGUUCAUUCUGAGACUGUGAUAGACAGUGAAAAGUGACCAGGUCUGUUUCACUUAAAGGGGGUUCAAGUCAUGACCUAUCACAUGGAACAUGUGGAAUAACCUAGCAGACAGGUGCUGACAAUCCACUACCAGCACUGCAGUAAUGGUACUCUGGAAAUGGUUGCCUUUUUGCUAAAGGAUCCACUCUGCUGAUAACGGGACACUGUAAUAGCUUUCGAAACCACCGACAGAUGCAUCAUCAUGGGAUUUUAUGUCUUAUAAUAAGACUUGAAUUUGUAUAUGCAGCUGUUUCUUCUCUAUUUGGGAAACUACUUUGCUAAAUUUGAUUAAGGCAAUCUUUACGGGGUUUUAAAACGCCUGAUACAGUUCAGUAUUUUUUUUUUCUUAUCUCCUGUGAGCAUCGCAAGUUUUGGACUGGGUUUGAUACCUGCAAUCACGUGCACACACAAAGGGCCAUACUCAAGAUUCUGACUGGUGUAAUAAGAGUUCUUGGUCAUUAUCAUUUCUAUUUUUUUUUGUGAAGUGGCAGUUGUUUUAAUACUGUCUUGUUGGGAGAAAGUUCUAUUCUAAGGCUCUCACUUUUUGUUUGUCAUUUUGACGUAAGAAAGUGUUCAGUUCAUUCAUGAGGACAGUGUCAACCCUUCCCAUAAUUUGAAUGUAGUCCACAGGCAAAGAAUUUAAAAUCCAGCAAUACUUCUCAAAGCCUUCCUAAUUGAACUCAAGUGUGUGGUAAACAAUUCUGCCUGUGGCGGAAGAAACAGGCAUUGAGCUGAGGCAGCCAAUGCCUGAAAUUAGCACCAUCUCAAUGCCCUUAGGGGGGAAGAAGUUUGGAAUAAAUACAUCCUUAAAAUAUAAACCAAUUUUGAUU
Messenger RNA from Hippocampus comes (tiger tail seahorse), 4115 nucleotides. It is a transcript of the gene mknk2b, whose product is annotated as MAPK interacting serine/threonine kinase 2b. Gene Ontology annotation, biological process: protein phosphorylation. The coding region runs from base 299 to 1741 and encodes 480 amino acids. Lineage: Eukaryota; Metazoa; Chordata; Actinopteri; Syngnathiformes; Syngnathidae. The transcript has 14 exons. The record is from RefSeq and is a predicted model, not a curated record. Gene Ontology annotation, molecular function: ATP binding; protein kinase activity.